Molecule: messenger RNA, 1564 nt
Organism: Galendromus occidentalis (western predatory mite)
Lineage: Eukaryota; Metazoa; Arthropoda; Arachnida; Mesostigmata; Phytoseiidae
Gene: gny
Product: ALG6 alpha-1,3-glucosyltransferase garnysstan
Exons: 10
Coding region: 107-1564 (485 amino acids)
Biological process (GO): protein N-linked glycosylation; dolichol-linked oligosaccharide biosynthetic process
Cellular component (GO): endoplasmic reticulum membrane
Molecular function (GO): dolichyl pyrophosphate Man9GlcNAc2 alpha-1,3-glucosyltransferase activity
Source: RefSeq, a predicted model, not a curated record
UGUAAAUAUUCUCAUAUCUUCGAUUCGUCUGAUAGCCGCGCUAGAUCAUUCAAAGUCCUGUCGUCCUUGAAGUUCAUCGGAGUCCGGAAUUGUACUUAAGGCGAGGAUGAUGUUCGACGCUUCCUUGAUGACCGCUGUUAUGUGGGGGCUCAUACUGCGACUUUCGACUAUGACCUUCCCGCAUUCUGGGCAGAGCAAGCCCCCUAUGUACGGGGAUUACGAAGCUCAACGACACUGGAUGGCGGUAACCACGGAAUUACCAAUGAAAGAGUGGUACGUGCAGACUCCAAGGAAUGAUCUCCAGUACUGGGGUCUGGACUAUCCUCCCCUGACAGCCUACCAUAGCUGGCUGUGUGGGAAAAUAUCGGCAUCUCUCAAUCCAUCGUGGACUAAGUUGAAUUCAUCUAGAGGCCAUGAGAGUCACGAACACAAGCGCUUCAUGAGAUACUCUGUAUUAGUCUCAGAGAUCUUGACUUUCCUCCCAGCUGUCCUGUACUACGCAUCCGGGAGCAGCUCAGUUAUUGAGAAGGAUAUAACCGUGUGGGUAUUUCUGAUGAAUCCAGUUCUGAUCCUCAUCGACCAUGCACACUUCCAAUACAACAGUGUAUGUCUGGGACUAUUCGUGGCCUUCGUCGCGCUCGUCAAAAAUGAACGAUAUAUCCCUGCCGCCAUCGCCUUCAGUUUAGCACUGAACUUCAAGCACAUUGCGCUGUACUAUGCGGUUCCAGUAUUCUUGCACAUGUUGAAGGCCUGCGUCUCACCUCCUCAUAUCACCCGAUUCAUGAGCAUAUCCUUGGCGGUGGUCGCGACUUUCGGUAUUCUCUGGGCGCCUUUCCUCAUCAAUGGAACCGCUCUCAACGUUAUCCAGAGGAUAUUCCCUUUCAACAGGGGAAUCUAUGAGGAUAAGGUAUCGAAUUUUUGGUACGUCGGCUCGCUCGUGCUCAAGUUCAAGAAGGUAUUCUCACAAGAGCGACUCGUGCAAUUCUCUCUCCUGUCAACAUUCUUCGCCUCGCUCCCCUCUUGGUUCAUGUUGCUUUGCCGCACCGAUAACCCUCACCACAAGAUGAUGAAUUUCAAAUUCGCCCUGUUCAACACAUCGAUGGCUUUCUACCUGUUCUCGUACAUGGUUCAUGAAAAGUCAAUCCUGUUCCCGCUAACAGCAUUGUUACUGGUCACGGCGCAAAAUCCUGAAUUCGUGUGGUACUUCACUGGAGUUGCUUCAUUCAGCCUUGUCCCCCUGCUGCAGAAGGACGGCGUUCUGCCUGCCUACUUUGCUCUCGUCCUCCAGAGUUUCUUCAUCAUUUAUAAAAGUCACAUCGAGAAUCUCUCGAACCGACGAUGGAAUCAAUACUAUUUGCUUCGUAUAUUGAUGAGCGCUUCUCUAUUGGUCGCACUCCUCCUGCAUGCGAUCGAGUUUUUGUUCAUGCCUCCGAAACGCUUCCCGCAUCUGUUUGUGGCGCUGAAUUGCAUCUUCUGCUUCGUACACUUCCUCUUCUCUUAUCUCUACGGCCACGUCCUCCAAUGGAGAUACUCCUUCGGCGUCGCCGAUGAGAAAACCGAGUGA